Molecule: messenger RNA, 1208 nt
Organism: Eufriesea mexicana
Lineage: Eukaryota; Metazoa; Arthropoda; Insecta; Hymenoptera; Apidae
Exons: 4
Coding region: 642-1061 (139 amino acids)
Source: RefSeq, a predicted model, not a curated record
UAUAUUUGAUUUGAUUUUGAAUUACAAUAUUAUUAGAUUAUUGUGACUUGUUAGCACUUAGUUUAUUAAAUGACUGCCAUUCACCCGGCAAGCUUCGACUCUACCUCACCUGCUCCCCCUUUGGCGUAUGUUUCGUUUGCUCUGGCCAGUCUUUCAUAUGCCUGCGUGCUCGUCGGCCGUUGAAAUCGAGAUGCUAUGUAAUUUCGGUCCCGGGUACGGUUAUUUGUGAACGUAAACAGACGUAAUUGAAGCAGUUCAUUUCAACAAUUAUCUCACUAAUCGCAAAGUUAUGCGUUUUAAGAAUCCGUUGCAACAGCGUGGCUCUUACGAUUGACGAUAAAAGGGAUACACAAAUUUUCCAUUGUAAAAACUAAUUUGUUAAUAUCUUUAAAAACCACGGACUAAGUAAAAUUUGUAUUAUGAAACAUUUCUUACAUAUCUCUUUAUCGAUUCUUUUUAUUACUGCUAUAUCGAUGUAUUGUACCCUUAACUAUCAAAAUAGAAAAAGAGGAGAGAUGGUGGCGCUGUGUUCGCAGUGUUAAUGGAAAAGGAUAAACGAUUCGAAACACGAAUCUUGAGGCAGCACAUUUUUACAUGAGAUGGCGUGAUUCUAUUCUCUUGAAAUCUGCGAUAUCCACAAAAUGGCCAAGCAAAUGUCGUUUUAUUCCACUCUGACGACAGAAGAAAAGAGUAGAAUGCAACCGUGUAUGAAAGCUAGGUGUGUCAUCAUGUCCAGUGAUUCACCCUCGCCGCUGCAGACCUCUAUACCUCUGGUAGACUACGACAUACCAGAUGAAGCGCGUCCUGGUAAAAUCACACCGACCACACCUACUACUCCGGUGACGAGUAAAUUAUUGAAUACCGAUACCGAUACUGAGACGAUUGAGAAUGCAGUACCAAUCGCACAGACAGUGCUGCCGGUCCCCGAACCACAGCCAAAAAUCGAGAGGAAUGGAAUUGACUCGGAAGCAACCAAACCAGUCACUCAACCUGAAAACGACUCCUGCGUUGUAGAUUGUAUAUACUUCACGCAGCAGUGCUGCGAGUGUGUAAUACUUUAACAGCCAGAAUUCUCCGAGUGUCAAAUAAUCAUUUAUAUUUGUUGCAUGAAUUCACAUGAUUGUGAAAAGAAUUUGAAUUAUAUUGAAUCAUGUUUCCAUGGAAUUAUAUACGUUAUAAAAAUUUAGAUGGAAAUCUAAAUAUCGAGU